AUGUAUUCGAAGUGGCUAGAAACUAAAUUGAAAGACGGUACAAUAAAAUAUUUUGAAUAUUCAGAAUUUAAAGAUGUUAAAAAAAUUGGAAAAGGGGGACAUGGAAUUGUCUAUUCUGCUGAACGCAAUGAAAUGAAAGUCGCAUUGAAAGAAUUUAUCGAUAGUAUUAAUAAAAAAAGAUUUGUUAAUGAGCUUAAGCAAUUACUUACAGCUAAUAAUCAUCCGAAUAUUAUUAAGUUCUUGGGUAUUACCACCGGAGCAAAAUCAAGUGAUUUAAUAAUUCCGAUCAGACAACUUCAUGAAUUUGAGUGUUGCUACGGACACUAG
Cetraspora pellucida is the source of this 327-nucleotide messenger RNA. The record is from the annotation of a GenBank genome assembly. NCBI's taxonomy places the organism in Eukaryota, Fungi, Glomeromycota, Glomeromycetes, Diversisporales, Gigasporaceae.